GAAAAGCUAUAUAAAGGGGUCUGAGCGAUUAAUUGGUCUAGAUGAGAAAAGUAGCGCGUGCUAAUAGGAACCAUGAUUUUUAUAGUUUUAAUAGUGUUGUGUUUUGUGUUCGCAAUAUGGUCGUGGGUGAAACCACGGAGUGCGACGUCACCCCCUUUGUAUCCUGGCUGUCUACCUCUCAUAGGACAUGCGUAUAAAGUUAUCGGAGACUCGAAACACAUGUGGGAGUUUGAAAAAAAAGUAUACGAGUACGUUGCAAAAAACAAGCAGGUUGUAGAAUUCCGUUUUGGAACUCAUCCGCUAUUUGUAAUAACAGAUCCGGAUGACGGCCUGAUAGUAGCAAACCACUGUUUAGAGAAACCAUUCUUUUAUGGUUUUUUUGAAGAGAUAUAUGACAGGGGCCUUGUAACAGCAAGAGCAAACUGGAAAUCUCACCGCAAGCUACUGAACCCAGCGUUCAACCUGCAAGUGCUGCAGUCAUUCGUCGGCGCAUUCUGCAAAGAGGCAAAACUCCUCGUGACUUCUCUCUCCUCGGAGGCAGGGAAGGGACCCUUUGACAUUCAGCCAUACCUGAUCACCAAUUUCUUAGGAACCGCGUGCCGAACCACAUUUGGACCCAACUUCGAUGAGAUAAGUGAGGCUCUAGAAAAUUAUGCACACGCAACUGAUGAAAUAUUUCUGCUGUUCAUGCAAAGAGUACAAAAUGUCAUGUUACAUUUAACGUACAUCUAUAAAUGGACUUCGGCAAGCAAGCGAUUUGGUGAGCUUGGCGACAUCGUGAAAGGAAUAACUAGCUCGGUCAUCACAAAUCGUAAAACGGAACUGAAAUCGAUGAAGCAUUUUGACGAAGUUGAACAGCCUGAUACAGAUAACUUUGUGCCUCUGUUGGAUCGAAUGCUAGAAUUGGCUGAUAAACAAGAUGCCUUCGAUGAUGAUGAGAUGAGGGAACAUUUGGACACUAUAGUAGCAGCUGCUUACGAUACAAGUGCUACAGCCUUGACGUUCAUUUUGGUAUUGAUCGGAUCACAUCCUGAAGUACAAGAACGAAUGGUUCAAGAGUUUCAAGAAGUACUGGGUGAUCAAGAAAGAGAUGUGACCAGACACGAUCUGCCAAAACUCGUGUAUACGGAAGCAGUGAUAAAAGAGUCUUUGAGGUUAUAUCCCCCAGUUCCCAGAAUCGCUAGGACUUCUUCCACAGACGUCAAACUAAAGAAAUAUACCCUGCCAGCCAAAUGUACAUACUUGAUAUCUGUGUACGGUCUUCAUCGGCAUCCAGUUUGGGGGCCCGACAAGGACCAGUUCAUACCGGAGAGGUGGCUGGACCCGGCGCGGUUGCCUAAAAACCCUUUCUUUUUCGCUGGCUUUAGUCUUGGGAAAAGGAAUUGUAUCGGUCGAUUAUAUGGCAUAAUGGCGCUGAAAACGACUCUCGUGUAUAUUUUGCGAAAAUAUCGUGUUCACAGUGAUGUUGAGAAAUUGGAUACAAAAUGUGACCUUCUUAUGAAACCAGCGUCUGGACAUCAUAUGAGUAUAGAAUUAAGAGCGUGAUAAAGAAAAAAUUAGUUCCAUAUCUUAGUUGAUAAAGAGUACCCGCACAGUGCCAACUAAACAGUCGGCCGAGAGCUGGUCCGAUUGUAGUUUCUUUUUAAAGAAGUCUUGAAGUAAGUCAAACUUUUUAGUUGGUCUAAAACCGGCCACACACAUCGUUGUUAUUUGCAUACCACCAUUUAUUUCUAUACUGAUUUAUAAGCCAGAGAGAAAUUUCGGCCGACUGUUUCGUCUACAGUGUGCGGGUGCUCUUGGGUACCAACGUUGACUAGCGUUGAUUCUUAGUACAAUAUUAUUUUGUAAUUGCCAGCAAGCAGCUAAAUAUUCUUCGUCUUAUUAUAAUUAUUUUAUUAGUAUAAGAUAAUUGUGUUAAGUAACUUAUUGACAAAAAAACCUUUGCAUGCCAAAAGGCAGAAUGUACUUCGGU
This is a messenger RNA of Helicoverpa armigera (cotton bollworm), 1972 nucleotides long. RefSeq names its product cytochrome P450 4C1. The coding region runs from base 73 to 1545 and encodes 490 amino acids. The transcript is spliced from 10 exons. Gene Ontology annotation, molecular function: iron ion binding; oxidoreductase activity, acting on paired donors, with incorporation or reduction of molecular oxygen; monooxygenase activity. Lineage: Eukaryota; Metazoa; Arthropoda; Insecta; Lepidoptera; Noctuidae. The record is from RefSeq and is a predicted model, not a curated record.